AUGGCAGCUGGCCUCUACCUCCCUGAACAAGUGCCCAACUUUGGAAAUGGACAGCUCAACCCAUUCGGUCUCAACGUGACCUUUGGACCAUCGCCACUAAACAACAUUGGUGGUGUUAUAAUCGACUUUACAUCAUACAUCUCACCAGAUACCUUGCCACUACCCUUCAUCAAUCUGAUUGGAUAUGGACCAUCGACCACCAACAUCACCAUCAACAAUGUCACAUUGAUCAACGCCGUCAUCACAUCAGUAUACUGUGAUGAUGUCUCAAUGAUACUCAACAAUGUAUCAAUCUCUGGUUCCGGAUCAGAGGAUCUCAAACCAAUCAUGUUUGCUCCAGCCGUGUACACGCCCUCAUCGGUAUUGACCAUCAAUGGAGAGUUCUACAACAACACUGGAUUCACAAUGAUCAGCGCCUUCAACGCAACUGUCAAGAUCGAGAACUCAUAUAUCCACUCCAACACGUUCACCAACUUGCUCAUCGGCUUCAUCUUCACCUUGCCAGGCUCAUCCAUCACCAACACCACCAUUGUCAACAACGACAUGUCAUCUCUCGCAGUCCAGAUGGGAUCCAUCAUUGAGGUAUACCAGGGAUCUUCAUCAUUGAUCAACUCUACACUCUCUGGCAACCAUGGAUUGUUCAGCCUGUUCCACAUGCGCUUGGCCGAUGUGUCCAUUCAGGAGACCAAGAUCACCAACAACAGUGCCACAGUCAGCUCAUUGAUAUAUGGUUCCGAGUCAUCAUUGGAGAUGAUCAACACCACCUUCACAUCAGAUCAUUUGGACAAGGACUUCUACUUCUUGAUGUUUGAGAACUCCAAGAUCAGUCUGACCAAUGUCGAGUUCAACGAGCAGUCCAGAGUUGUCGAUAUCAUAGCCUGUACAUCUGGUUCAAUCACUUUGAACAAUGUCACCAACAAUGAUAGUGGAACAGGUUUGAUAGAUUGCAACUACCCUGAUCUGUGUACUAUCCAAGGUAAUCAACCAGAUAUCUGUCCCAACAACCUAUUAUGGUAA
Molecule: messenger RNA, 1017 nt
Organism: Acytostelium subglobosum LB1
Lineage: Eukaryota; Evosea; Eumycetozoa; Acytosteliales; Acytosteliaceae
Exons: 2
Coding region: 1-1017 (338 amino acids)
Source: RefSeq, a predicted model, not a curated record